Adineta ricciae is the source of this 1671-nucleotide messenger RNA. The record is from the annotation of a GenBank genome assembly. NCBI's taxonomy places the organism in Eukaryota, Metazoa, Rotifera, Eurotatoria, Adinetida, Adinetidae.
AUGAAGCUUUAUGCUCCACCAUCUCGUCUUCUGUUUGUUAGUAUACCGAAUUAUUCACAUAUAAGCGCAUUAACAAGCAUUGCACGUGAUCUUCCAUCUCAUCAUCAAAUCUCGUUCGCAGUAUUUGAAGAAAAUAUUCAAUUAAUUCGUGAGAAACUCGAAUCAUAUCGUCCAGUAACCAUUAUUUCAAUGGGUCAUUUAUCGAAAUCACGUAAAUCAUACGCAAAACCAGAUGAUGAAUCGAAUUUAGCAUUUCUACAUCGUGUCGUAUUUUCUAAUAUUGUCAAUGAUUAUAAACAGAUUCACAAUGUUCUAUUUGAUCAUCUUCAAAAGAAUUCUUAUGAUAUGAUGAUUGUUGAUAUGUUUGUUUAUGCUGCACAAGAUUUAGCUUAUGAUCUUCAUAUUCCAAUGGUUAUACAUUCGGUUUCUUAUUUAAAUGAAGAUUUGACAUUACCAUCAUGGAUACCACGAGGAAUCGAUACAUUAACAUAUCAACAAUUACAAAAUUCAUUUUUAAAACGUUUUUAUAAUUCGAUUGUUAUGCCAUUAAUGAUGAUAUAUUAUCUAAAAUCUCGUGAAUAUCAAUUGAAUCAAAUACAAAUGGAAUUAAAUCGAACUGUGACGAGAUCAACACUUGGUCUUUGUACACAACAUUGGUCGCGUUUUCCUGUUAUUUUUUAUACUUCAAUUACACUUGAAUUUCGAUAUCGAUAUCCACCAAACUAUCAUUUCAUUGGUUUUCUUCUUGAAAAUCAAACAUCCGAUCAAAUUGAAAAUGAAAAAGAAUCAAAUCUUGUUAAUACAUAUGUGACAUUUGGAACAUUAACCGUAUUACAUGAAACAAUAUGGAAAGAAAUUGCUAAUACAUUAGACUUUGUAUCACAAAUGCGUCUUCUUCUCGUCAUACCUCAACAACCAAUUCGUAUAAAAAUUCAAUCUUUACUUUCAUCGAAAAUCAAUGUUUUAUCACGUGUACUUGUCGUACCUUGGAUUGAACAAAAACGUGUAUUGACACAUCAUUCUGUUCAUCUGUUUAUCACUCAUGGAGGUUUGAAUAGUGUUGGAGAAGCUAUUUAUGCACAUGUACCAUUGAUUAUCUUACCUGGCUUUGCUGAUCAAUUUACAAAUGCAGCAAAAGUUGAAGAAACAAAACUCGGUCAUUUUCUCUAUCGAAACAUGGUGACAUCCGUUGGCAUUGUGGAGAAAAUAAAAUUAAUUCAUGAUGAUUAUGAUCAAUAUGUUCAACGUCUUCGUCGUUUUCAUCAAACUGUUGAUGUGAUCAAAUACUUUUGUNAUGGAAUUUGUCGAUGUGAACAACGUUUUGGUGGAAAAUUUUGUGAUGAAAUUGUCAAAUGUGGUGAUCAACAAUGUCAAUAUCCUGAACAAGUUUGUUUAGCUGAUAGUUGUGUUAAUGUAACUGGCGAACUCUAUUGUUUAUUACAUGAAUGUCAACAUGAUGGAACAUGUGAUCCAAUUUCCAGACAAUGUUUAUGUCAAAAAGGUUUUGCUGGAAUUAAAUGUGAAUUAAAAAGUUUAUUUUGUGAUGAAACAAAUAAUAUUUGUCAAAAUAAUGGAACAUGUCUUACAACACAAAAUACAUGUGUUUGUACAAAUUCUUUUACGGGUAAAUAUUGUGAAAUUAAUAUUGAUAUAGAGAAAAUUUGGUUAUGA